Rotaria socialis is the source of this 510-nucleotide messenger RNA. The record is from the annotation of a GenBank genome assembly. Lineage: Eukaryota; Metazoa; Rotifera; Eurotatoria; Philodinida; Philodinidae.
AUGGCUGCUGUUUAUGAAUUAGAAGAUCCAAGUGAAAAAAAAGACAAACGUUUAAAGUCACUUCGACUGAUUGAACUAAGUGAUCGUAUUAUGCGUGUCAAUCGUCGCGAAAAUACACAACUUGAAUUACGAUUGAAUCAACUGAAACAACAGGAAAAAAUUCUUCGCAGAACCUAUGAUAGAGAAAUCUAUUGGAGACGUAUGCAACUUGAGAAUAUCUAUGAUUCAUUAAAUGAUUCACCAAGCCAACAAGAAAAUAGUCUGCGAAGUGACACACCUAUAUCAAUUCAUGCGAUUAAGAUGCAACGAAAUCAAUCUGCACCACCAAGUAGAACAAGAACACAGAUUGAUAACGGGCCACAGUCAAGACCAAGUACAGCAUCUACGGGCAUUCGGCGUAAUAAACGAGCACUCAGUGCAUUAAGAGAUAUAACACUCAAGCCAUCCUGUCGAACAUUAGGAAAUUUGUUGAUUUUAUUAGAUAGUGAUAAAAAAAGACUUCUAAGAUAA